AUGCUCUACAACAGCGACAUCACCUCUCUGAUCCGCGACACCGAAGCCCACGAGCGCGCCCUCUUCUCCGUACCCCCGCCCCCGCCUCCCGCGACCUCCCAGAACCCGGACCCGAAGCCCAACACCCGCCGCCAGACCGUCUUCAACGUCGCCUCGGGCGAGGUCACGACCGGGCCCCCAAACAACCGCGGCGUCGGCGGCGGAGGACCGCGCAGGCAGACGGCCGUCUCGGCGGUGCUGGGCGGCGACCUGCACAGCCAGCUGCGCCGUGGCGAGCGUCAGGCGGCUAUCAAGGGCGGCGAUGUCGAUGUCGAGGUCCUGCUGGAGGGUGCGACGAAGCUUUGUGGCGUCUAUGCGCUGCCCGGAGCUUUGGAGAAGAUCCCGCAGCUGAGGCAGAGAUAUGCGCAUCAGACCAACACGCUGGCAUACUACGAGGCCAAGGUCGCCGAGCACCAGGCCGCUCUGGAGAGGAUGAACAAGGAUCACUGGAUGGGAGAUGACAACGAGCCGGAAGAGGACGACGACGACGAUGACGAUGAAGCCAUGACAGAAGAGGAUCUGAGGGCCGAGGAAGAGACGUUGCGCGAUCUUGACAGGAAGAGGAGGGAGUUGCAACAACGGCUGAAGACCAUGGACGAGGACUUGAACGGAUUAAUGGGUUGA
Messenger RNA from Colletotrichum karsti, 663 nucleotides. Its product is annotated as DASH complex subunit Spc34. NCBI's taxonomy places the organism in Eukaryota, Fungi, Ascomycota, Sordariomycetes, Glomerellales, Glomerellaceae. The transcript has a single exon. Bases 1 to 663 code for a protein of 220 amino acids. The record is from RefSeq and is a predicted model, not a curated record. Gene Ontology annotation, cellular component: spindle microtubule; DASH complex. Gene Ontology annotation, biological process: attachment of spindle microtubules to kinetochore.